This is a messenger RNA of Entrophospora candida, 690 nucleotides long. The record is from the annotation of a GenBank genome assembly. NCBI's taxonomy places the organism in Eukaryota, Fungi, Glomeromycota, Glomeromycetes, Entrophosporales, Entrophosporaceae.
AUGGCAAAUGAUAAAGUAUGCAAAAAAGAUGAAGAGACUAAAAUAGAAGCAAAAAAGAGGUCUUGGAAAACUUAUGAUAGUGCUCCUGACACAUUUAUUAGAUGUCCUAACUGUUUUUGUGGAGAUACCUGUGGUUAUAGUUAUAACCGAAAAGGAUUAGACUGUAUAUCUCAAAGUUGCGGUCUUUUUCACCCCAAAGGAAAAUCAAACUGUAUUACUUGUAAGAAAGAGGAAGAAGAAAAGAGAGAGCAAGAAAAUCAGCAAAAAGAUUCUGAAAUAAAAAAAGAGCAAAAUAAAAUUGGAGAAGAAAUUCACUCGCUUGUUGAAAAAAAAGGAGAUGAAGAAUUACAGUUAUUCAAAAAAGAAAAUCAAGAAGUGUUAAAAAAUUUAGAAGAACUAGUCCCAUCAAGGAUUAAAAUCCAAGUUAACUACGAAAAGGAAAGAGUUCGUUCCAUUCUAGUAAAGACAAAAGGAAUUUACAAAAAGUUAUCGGAAUAUGAAUAUACUCACUUUAAUGAAGUUCACUCUGCUUAUCGUGAGAUUGAAAAAGAACUCGAUGAAAUAGCAAAACAGAAAGAAAACAAAUCUGAUAAAACUCCGGAAGAAGAGGAAGAAUUAGAUAAUUUGAAGAAUAAAAUUAAAGAUUUAGAUAAAAAACAAGAAUCUUCCCCUACUUCUUAUCUUCCCUGA